Messenger RNA from Micropterus dolomieu (smallmouth bass), 657 nucleotides. RefSeq names its product circumsporozoite protein-like. The transcript is spliced from 2 exons. Lineage: Eukaryota; Metazoa; Chordata; Actinopteri; Centrarchiformes; Centrarchidae. The record is from RefSeq and is a predicted model, not a curated record. The annotation marks the transcript as partial.
CUGCUGUCGGUUAUGGAUGCUCCAGAGUCUUGUGGUUAUGAAGUGAACCCUUUGACUAACACCUUGGCUGUACCCUUUACCGGGUGCCAUGUGAAACGGAGUGACCGCUACAGCCUGCAGUUGUUGUACGUCAACGCGUUUGAUCAGACACAAGUUGCUACCGCAUCUUGUGAGAGAAGCCCGAAGGUUGACCCAGGCGUAUUUCCUCGCUCCAGUGGCCAAUCCUAUCCCACAUUUAAGCGCAUUGAGCCAAUCCGAGCGCAGCCCCAACGGCCUGCAUGUCCGCAACGGCCUGGCUCGCACCAAGAACCUUCAUUGCCUCUAGGGCCUGGGUCACCACAAGGGCCUGGCUCGCCGCAAGGGCCUUCUUACCCGCAACAGCCUGGCUCACCCCUAGGGCCUGGCUCGCCCCAAGAACCUUCAUUGCCCCUAGGGCCUGGCUCGCCCCAACAGCCUGGGUCACCCCUAGGGCCUGGCUCGCCCCAAGGGCCUUCAUCCCCACAAGAACCUUCUUUGCCCCUGGGGCCUGGGUCGCCCCAAGGGCCCCAACAGCCUGGGUCACCCCAAGAACCUUCAUUGCCCCUAGGGCCUGGGUCACCCCAAGAACCUUCAUUGCCCCUAGGGCCUGGGUCACCCCAAGAACCUUCAUUGCCCCUA